Messenger RNA from Jatropha curcas, 4317 nucleotides. RefSeq names its product PHD finger transcription factor. Gene Ontology annotation, biological process: negative regulation of DNA-templated transcription; regulation of transcription by RNA polymerase II. Gene Ontology annotation, cellular component: nucleus. Gene Ontology annotation, molecular function: transcription corepressor activity; acyltransferase activity, transferring groups other than amino-acyl groups. Lineage: Eukaryota; Viridiplantae; Streptophyta; Magnoliopsida; Malpighiales; Euphorbiaceae. The record is from RefSeq and is a predicted model, not a curated record.
UUUUUUUUUUUUUUAUAAUCAAAGUCUGUUAUUAAGAAACAACUAAAGAAAAAUACUAAUUCCUGAAUCUCAUCUUCUCUUCAAUGGCAUUGGGCGUUGAAGAAGAAGAAGACUACUCUGUUAGAACAAGAAACUACAAAAUAAAUAGAAGAAUAAAGUUUUCUAUUGAUGACAAGGUUGAGGUAAGGAGUGAGGAAGAUGGUUUUCAGGGCUCAUGGCACCUGGGAACAGUUGAUGGAUGUAAGAAUUGUGACAAGGGUGUGAUUUAUGAUGUCAAAUACGAUCAUAUACUUGUUGAUGAUGGGUCUGACCAUCUCGUUGAUAAGGUGUUUGUUCCAAACCAUGUGGAUGAGAACAGUUGCUCCACCUCAAUGGUUAAUUAUCGUGGACACAUUAGGCCAUUACCGCCUCUGCUUAACGUUCAAAAAUGGAACCUCCCUAAUGGAAUGUGUGUGGAUGUCUUGCACAAUGAAGGCUGGUGGGAAGGUGUGGUUUUUGAUCAUGAAGAUGGUUCAGAGGAUAGGAAGAUCUUUUUCCCUGAUUUGGGUGAUGAACUAGUCUCGCACAUUGGUUAUAUAAGGAUUACUCAGGAUUGGAAUGAUGUUACUGGGACUUGGCAGAAUCGUGGGACAUGGCUGUUUUUGGAGUUGAUCGAGGAAUUGGAGCAAGAAUGUUAUGUUCCUGUUUCCACAAAGCAACUCUGGUAUGAUUUGCGAGAGAAAAAGGAUUUUCAGAAACUUGUUGAUUGGACUUCCAAAGACAAAGAUACAUGGAGAAAUUUGGUGUCAGAUGCAAUUAAUGAUAAUUUUAAAGUUUUUAUGAAGCAUUUGUUUGAGGAAGUAGGCUUUACGGAGGGUGCGCAGGGGGUGUUGGAGUGUGCAAAACCUUUUAAUGAUGCGAAUACAUAUCCUGAAGCAGUUUGGGGUCAAAAUCAUGCUGUGUCAGUUGGAGACAUGUCAAAUAGCAAUAUGUUUUAUCCCAAAUAUUCUAAUGCCAAUUCCAUUCAACAACUAUAUAAUGAGAAGCAAUUAGCAUCUCUUUCAUUGAACAAUGGGUCAAAUAUGCAUCUAUUGACUAAAUCAAAAGUAUCAUGCCCUGAAAAAAGAGUGUGCAUGUUGCCUCAGGUCUUGCCUUCUAACCAGGAUGGAAUUUCGGUUACUAUUUCUACGAACAAUGAGAAAGGUUUCUCUAGUUCCAAUGCCGAUAAGAUUACUGAAAAGUACUCGAGUUCAAUGUGCAUCAGAUCCAAUUGGUUAUCUGCUGUCCCACAACUGGUUCCGGGGGCUGAGUUUUGUCCAGAUUCUGUCAUCAAAUAUGCACUUGGUAAAAGAAUGCCUCAAAGCUCUAUAGUUGAUGUUAGGAAGCAUCUCUUACAUCUGAAUUGGAGAAUAGAGUACUCGAGACAAAGUGGUGUUAUUAAACUUCGCUACAUCUCACCUGAUGGGGUCUGCUACUAUUCUCUUCGUCAGGUCUGUAUUUGUCUAAGUAAAUCUCAUGCUGAUACUCUUCCUUCAAUGUCCCAAAAUGAGGAUACAAUUCUGUUCAAUUCACCUUCUUCAACUGCCCAAGAUGAGGGUACAAGUUUUUUCAGUUUACCUGGUAAUUCAUCAUGUCUUCUUAUUGAGCAGUCGCCGCAGAAUCAGGACUCUCUGGUCUCUUCUCAAUCCGAUUUUGUUGUUAUUGAACCCAAAUAUUGCCCUGAAGCAGCUGUGCAGUGGUUUAAACAUGGAUUUGGGAAGAGACCUACGAGAAGGGAUAGGAAAGAAAUGAUACUGAGAGCCAAAAGGCAUCUCUCAGCUUUGGGAUGGCAAUUUAGGUAUGUAUCCCACAAUGGAAGGCUUGAGUUGCACUAUGAAUCACCAAGCGGAAAAUUGUUUAAUUCACUUCGAAUGGCCUGCAAAUAUUCUAUGAAUGGAGGAGCUUCCCCUACAUUUACACAACUAGAAAGGAAAACUGUCAGCAAGGUAGUUAAGGCACAGGCAGCCACAGAGAAAAUAUCUUCUGCCUUGAGAAAAAUGGGGUCGCAGAAGCUUGAAAAUUUUUCUAGUGAUUUUUCAUGUAUAUCGAGGUUAAGGAAAACUAUGGUGCCUCAAAAAUUAAAACUUGGAGGGACUAGACAAUUCCAAAAGAAAAGAAAGGAAGGAUUACAUCUUUCUUUUUUCUCACAUCAACAAGAAGCCAAUUCAGAUGGUCAAAGGUUCCACCCUAAGAUGAGAAAAGGAACAAAAUCCAGAGGUUUAUUCAAAUUAAGAAGUAAUAAAAAUGGUAGUCAGACUAACUGUGUUCUUCGAUCACACAAAAGAGUGCAGCAGGUAGUGGUUUCUACUCCCUCACAUUUGAAGCCUCGAACCGUCCUUUCUUGGUUGAUAGAUAAUAAUGUUGUGCUGCCGAGGGCUAGAGUACAUUACUGUAGCAUAAAGGGUAGGCGUCCAAUUGCAGAAGGGCGUAUAACUCGUGAUGGGAUCAAGUGUAAUUGUUGUGGGAAGGUGUACACUCUAAGCAACUUUGAACUACAUGUUACUGGUAAAUACAGCAGACCAACUUCCAGCAUCUUUUUGGAAGAUGGAAGGUCUCUGUUAGAUUGUCAGAUGCAAAUAAUACAUGAUGAGAUGAGGAAUUUUGCAGCAGAGUCACCUGAAAUGUUGAAGGGCUCUUCUCAUCAAGGUGAAAAUGAUCACAUAUGUUCUGUUUGUCACUAUGGUGGUGAACUAAUUUUGUGUGAUCAGUGUCCUUCCUCGUUCCACAAAACUUGCCUCCGCAUGGAGGACAUUCCAGAUGGAGAUUGGUUCUGUCCAUCAUGCUGUUGUAAAAUUUGUGGCCAAAACAAACUAGAAAGAGACACUCCGCUUUGUGUGGAUGAUAAUUAUAUUCUUACUUGUACUCAAUGCGAGCGAAAAUAUCACGUUGGAUGCCUAAGGAUUAAAGGAGAAGAUAGCUUCAAAUGUUUUCCCAAAGAAAAUUGGUUUUGUUGCACAAAGUGUAGAGUGAUUUUCCUGGGCCUCCACAAGCUUCUUGGAAAACCACUUCCAGUGGGUUUAAACAACCUUACUUGGACAUUGUUAAAACACAUCCAAUCUGAUGGUUUUAAACUUGAUUCUCCUGAUAUUGAGGCCCUGACUGAGAACUACAGCAAGCUCAAUAUUGCACUCGAUGUGAUGCAUGAGUGCUUUGAGCCCGUCGAAGAACCUCUCACAAAGAGAGAUCUUCUUAAAGAUGUUAUUUUCAGCAAAGAGUCAAAACUUAACCGUCUGAACUUUCGAGGAUUCUACACAGUACUUCUGCAGAAGGAUGAUGAAUUUAUUACUGUGGCUACUGUAAGGGUCUAUGGCGAGAAGGUGGCGGAAAUACCACUUGUUGGUACUAGAUUUCAGUAUCGUCGACUUGGAAUGUGUCGUAUAUUAAUAGAUAUUCUGGAAAAGAAGCUCAUGGAAUUAGGAGUUGAGAGGCUCAUUUUGCCUGCUGUUCCCAGUGUCUUACCUGCAUGGACCGGUUCAUUUGGGUUUACAAAAAUGACAGACUCAGAGAGAUCAAAGUUUUUAGAUUACACUUUCUUGGAUUUCCAGGAUACUAUAAUGUGUCACAAGCUCUUAAUAGAGAUUCCCUGUUCUGAAUCAAGCACUUCAAGAGUCCAUUUUGUAGAAGUCCAACCUGGACACCACAAUGAUGCUAGUGGAAGUGCUCACACUAUUGAUCUUGAUGGAUCUAGGGCCAUCUCUGCUGCAUUUGAAGCCGAUCGAAUGAAUGGUGGAAUUAAAGAACAAGGACAAAAAGAUGUUGCUGCAAGCAAUAGCAGUAGUGAUAUCAUUGAUGAGCUCAUUCAUCAAGAAGCUAUGGUAAACCCGACUGAUCCUCACGGCGAACCUUGCACUAGCGAAGCAGGUCUGGUCCGUCUGGACUGCUCAGUUGAGGAUUGCACCUUGAAGGAGGAAAGGGAGAAUGGUAAUGAUUCAAAGACUUGGAAUGUUGAAAGCAGAUAUGACAAUGUGGAUUUGAAGUGCUAUAAAAGAAGAAAGAUAUUACCAAAAUCGAAACCAUAAUCUGUGCCCUGGUGAGAUAAAAUGUUGAAGUGUCUCACUAAUUUUGCUUUGCAAGCUAGUAUAUAAAAUUCUUUUGUAAAGGAUAUCAAUGGAAAGAAUAGAUAGACGAGACAGCUCUUUUUUUUUCCCCCUUUUCCUCGGUUAGAAGCUGAAAGUAAGAGUGUAGAAAGACAAACACGAGAUACCGAGCUCUUUGUUUUCUUCUUCUUACACAAAAAGAAUAAUGUUUUCUAUGCUUUUUUUGGUUUUGAUAAGACUAAUUAUGUUUAGGUUCUUUCUU